Verticillium alfalfae VaMs.102 is the source of this 954-nucleotide messenger RNA. Its product is annotated as phosphoglycerate mutase family. Gene Ontology annotation, molecular function: iron ion binding; catechol 1,2-dioxygenase activity. The record is from RefSeq and is a predicted model, not a curated record. The coding region runs from base 1 to 954 and encodes 317 amino acids. The transcript is spliced from 3 exons. Lineage: Eukaryota; Fungi; Ascomycota; Sordariomycetes; Glomerellales; Plectosphaerellaceae. Gene Ontology annotation, biological process: catechol-containing compound metabolic process.
AUGGCACCCAUCAUCUACCUGGUCCGCCACGCCGAGGCGGAGCACAACAUUUCCAAAGACUUCACAAUACGAGACCCGCCCCUCACUACAGUCGGCAAGGCCCAGGCAUCGACUCUUGCUGCAACUCUGCCCGAGAUAGCCUCCAUCGCCGUCGUUAUCACGUCUCCUCUGACGCGUACGCUACAAACCACAAUCGCCGGCUUUCCGCACCUCGCUCGAGGGGGUGAGGCGGGCGGCGCGCAGCUCAUCAUCGAUCCAGAUCUUCAGGAGCGCAGCAACCUUCCCUGCGACACCGGGUUGGAACGUGCAGAACUGGAAAAGGCGUUCCCGCAUCUCGAUUUCGGACAUUUGGGGGAGGAUUGGCUGGUCAAGGAUGGUCUCUAUGCUGCUGAUGAUGGAGCCGUCGCGAAACGAGCGCAACGGUUCCGCGACAAGUUGCACGAUAUUGUGACGUCCCUGAGUCAAGGAGGAGAUCGAGGUGGCGGCGAGGGACGCGGUGCGAACAUAGUCCAUGUCAUUGAUCUCAUGAGCCCUGAGACGGACCCCCGCCAGCGCGUCAUCCUCACCUCUCUGAUCCGCCACAUGCACGACUUUUGCCGCGAGGUCGAGCUGACGCAGGACGAGUGGGUCACGGGCGUCAACUACAUCAACUCGCUGGGCCAGGCCUACAAGAAGAACCGCAACGAGACGUGGCGCGUGUGCGACAUUCUGGGCAUCGAGUCAUCCCCGACGGCAAGGCGCCCACGUCGUCGGCCAUCCUCGGGCCCUUUUGGUCGCCCGAAACGCCGUUCCGCGACCUCGGCGCCAGCGUCGUGCAGGACAUGCCGUCGGACGGGCCAGCUGACGCACUUCCACGGCGUCAUCCCGCGACGUCGACACGGGGCGCCGGGCAUCCCCAACGCCGUCUUCGACAUGUGGCAGGCAUCGACCAACGGCAAAUACGACGCGCACUGA